AUGUCUGACAUCGUCGCCUUUGAAGACUGCGACCUGUUGCGAAUUGAAUCGCAACCCAAGACUGCGGAUGCCAAGGAGAAUGUUGGCAAAGGCGAUGAGCUCACUCAGACGCCUCGGCAGUUGGACCCCCGGAAGUUGCUUGAGAGAGCCAUGGAGCAGUCACUGAUUGUCUUGCUGGCAGACCCGGAUGCAGUUGAAGUGCACAUCUCGCAACCUCCAGUCGUAGUUCCUUCGCCGCCUCCCCAACCGCCAAUGCCACUCACCUCUGCGUUUGUUUGCUCAACCUGUGGCCGCAGAUACCCCUGGCCGGCGCCACUUAGCUGCGACUGUCACGGGCCAUCUCCUGAGCCAGAUCCACGACACGGCGAGCCAGCUCCUGAGCUGAAUGACCAGUUGUGGCAGGAUGCCCAUGCUGGACAAUUUCAAGAAGUGGACAAGUUGUUGAAACAGGGCUCUGAUGCUAACUACACAAGGACGAACAUUCAGCAGGAGGGGUUCGAGACCUUUCCUGACAGAGUGACAGUUCUGGGUGCCGCAAUGUUGGGUACCGCAAAGCCGCAUGAUGAGAAAUGUAACCACGAGGAGGUUGUGACGCUGCUGCUUAAGAGCAAGGCCCAGCUGCAGGAAGUGGAUGUGCAGAUUCUUUCCAUGCUGCUGCGUCGGGAAGACCAGGAAGCCACGAAGAGGGUGAAGGCACUCUGGGUGGAGAAGGGCGAAGGUUUGGGCAAGCUGCGCGACAGAGUUGGGUGUGUUUUGGCCCCAUUGGAUGGCCUGGAUGUGACGAAAAAAUCUGAGCAGUGGUGGACAGGAUCAGUGGUGGACUAUUACAAUGACCUGGAAAAUCAGAAUAUGUUAAACCCUUCCAUUGCCCAAGUAAAGCACUACAUCCUACCAUUACGAGCUCCACUCGCAUGUGACCCAAAAAUACUUGCAGCUUUGGCUUCAAGUGACAAUCUUGAGAUGCUUGACUUAGAUGUUGUGAACGCGAUCAUCUCGGUUGCGUGGGUUCAACACAUUAGGAGCAGUGUCAUCGACAAUCUCGUAAACGUUGUGAACGUGGUCUUACUUUGUUGGUUGUCCUACAACUACGGUAGCAAUCCCAGCUCAUCAGAUCUCACCCUUGCAUGGAUCCUGGCGAUCCUGCACGCCAAGGAGACUUCUGAAUGCAUGGUGAUAGAACUGUGGGAUUGGGAUAUUUUCAACCUCGUUGAUAUUAUGUACUCUGGAAUUGGUGCGGCUGUAAUUGGAAAGCAGCUGGAAUUGUGGUUGCCCCCUGAAGGUUGGAACAAGGCCUUGCUGGCCCUUUUCUGUGGCAUGGCAUGGCUCAGAUUGCUGGCCAGUCUUCGAGGAUACGCAUGGCUUGGGCUCAGGUUCCUGCCCAUCAUUAAUGCCAUCAUGGACUCAAUGCCCUUUUUUUUUAUCACCAGCACAUGUCUUUUGGCCUCCGCACAUGCUUACUACCAAAUGGGCCCUCGAAAAGAGGAUCCGUUGCCGCUUUUCUCUGCCUUUGUCAUCCCAUUUCGACUUGGAAUCCUGGGUGAUUUCGACCUAUUCCAAUUUGAAGGAAAGGACACAAAGUACGUUGAAGGAAAUGAAACAGAAACAGAUGAAGCAUCCUGGGUACCAAAAGAUCCUGAGCCAGGUGAUGACCACCUCUUCAUCAUGGUGAUUUUCUUCGUGACAAGCAUUGGCAUUUCACUUGUGCUUAUGAACAUAUUUAUUGCUGUGCUGACGCAAAAUUUGCAAAAAUUCCAGGUUACGGACCGGCAGCUAUUGACAAAGUCAAGGGCCAAGAUGCUGAAAGACUUGCAAAAACGUCCUUUGACACGCUUACUACAUAUCUUACGUUGCUGCUGCCCAAGCAACUGGGUGGCAUCAGAUACCAUCUCAACUUCACCACCAAGAACCGAAUGCAAGGAGGUGCCUGGAUUGAUCCUCUUUUUGAGCCUGUCUCCGCUGCGUGUUGUUUUCGGCAAGUAUGGUCACAUGUGGAUUUGGCAUCAGUGCACGAAUCGUUGGAUCACAGUGCUCCUCCUUUUUCUGUCUCCUGUGUUGCUUUCGGUCUCAUUUGUCAUGAUGAUCCCUUGUUUGAUUUGCGGUUUCUUCUUCUUUCGACUAUCUGGUCUUCAACAUCAGCUGCGAGUAUUGUUUUUUGGCAUUGGCUGUUGGCGAAGAGAUUCGCCAAGUCAAAUCACGGGCUUGCAAGCUUCCGACUGUAUCAUCCACGUUUUUGUCUGUGAAAACGCGGAGGAUCGCAGCCAGCGUGGACAUAUAGCGUGGAGCAUGGAACGUUUGACCCGUCGAAGCAUGGAGGAUGCGAUCACUGUUGGUCGUCAGCAUGAACUCAGAUUGGAUGAGGAAUGGAAAAAGAAGCUUCAAGAUCUUCAAAAGAAACACGAGACUCGCACAAUAGAGCUUAAAGAAGAAACAGACAAGUACAAACAAAAGCUUAGAGCAGAUCACAAAAAAGAGCUUGAUAAGAAAGACGCUGAUCACAAAAAAGAGCUUGAUAAGAAAGACGAAUAUCACAGAACAUGGAGUGUCGAUAUAUGCAAAGAGCACAGAAAAAAACUUUGUGAGAGAGAUCAGGCGCACGAGAAAAAUCUCCAUCAGAAGCUUCAUGAUAGAGAUCAGGAGCACAAAGCAGAGCUUGAUAAGAAAGAUCAGGCGGACAAAGCAGAGCUUGAUAAGAAAGAUCAGGCGCACAAAGCAGAGCUUGAUAAGAAAGAUCAGGCGCACAAAGCUGAGCUUGAUAAGAUCAAAAGGACGGAAGCUCACACUCACGCAGGAGGAGCCAGCGGCGAGGAGAGACUGAACGACGCUCCACAGUCGGACCUCAGUCGGAGCGAUCGACGCACCCAAUAG
This is a messenger RNA of Durusdinium trenchii, 2865 nucleotides long. The record is from the annotation of a GenBank genome assembly. Lineage: Eukaryota; Dinophyceae; Suessiales; Symbiodiniaceae.